Molecule: messenger RNA, 1497 nt
Organism: Benincasa hispida (wax gourd)
Lineage: Eukaryota; Viridiplantae; Streptophyta; Magnoliopsida; Cucurbitales; Cucurbitaceae
Product: Mitochondrial substrate carrier family protein
Biological process (GO): transmembrane transport
Source: RefSeq, a predicted model, not a curated record
GAGUUUUGGCGCGCAAUGAGAGGCGGAUCUGGGCGGCUUCUCCGUCUGAUGUUCUUUACCAUUUUGGAACCAGCGGACUCUCCGUCGCGGUCGCCACCGCCGUUACUCACCCUUUAGAAGAGAGAGAGAGAGAGAGAGAAGAAGUUGACUCUAUAGCCAACAAACAGUGAUCUUAAUUUGUGUCCAGCUUGAAUGCAGAUGUACUUAAAGUAAGAUUGCAAAUGCAACUUGUGGGGCGGAGGGGGCCUCUGAUUGGAAUGGGACAAGUAUUUCUGCAACUGUUGAAUAAUGAAGGGCCAAGGUCUUUAUAUUUGGGGUUAUCACCAGCUCUUACAAGAUCAGUUCUCUAUGGAGGUCUCCGUUUAGGUUUAUAUGAACCGUCAAAGUAUGCUUCUGAUUUGCUUUUCGGGUCUACCAAUAUCUUUGUUAAGAUUGGAGCUGGAGCAAUUUCUGGUGCAGUUGCAACCGCUCUAACCAAUCCAGUUGAAGUUCUCAAGGUGCGAUUACAAAUGAAUCCAAACUCAACCAAAGGACCAAUCAAAGAAAUGUCCAGAAUUGUUUCUGAGGAGGGACUAAAAGCUCUUUGGAAGGGUGUUGGCCCUGCUAUGGCCAGAGCAGGUGCUUUGACGGCAUCUCAGCUGGCAACAUAUGAUGAAUCUAAGCGGGUUUUAGUUAAGUGGACACCCUUACAAGAAGGAUUUCCUUUGCAUCUCAUCUCAAGUACAGUAGCGGGUGUGGUGAGUACUCUCAUGACAACGCCUAUUGACAUGAUUAAAACACGCCUUAUGUUACAACGUGAGUCUAAAAGAGCUGGAAGUUACAAGAACGGGCUACAUUGUGCAUAUCAGGUUAUGCUAACUGAAGGGCCUUUGGCACUUUACAAGGGGGGCCUAGCCAUUUUUGCAAGAUUGGGUCCACAAACCACAAUCACAUUCAUAGUCUGUGAGAAGUUACGCCAGCUUGCAGGAUUAAAUGCAAUCUAGACGUAAAUCCAACCCAUACAGUCCCAAGUGAGGAACAUUUAAUCUCCUCUUCACCCCCUCCAACCAAAAAGAAAAAAGAAAAAAAAAAAAUGAUAAAAGACAUCUCCUUUUCAUUGAAUUGCUGAUGAACCCCUCAUAUUAUUUCUAUUUACUCAAUUGUUUACCCCCCGUUGAGAAGUCCAUUUCCACCCUAUUUCUUUCUCAACCGGGAUCUUAGGUGCCCGGUCACCCCAUCGAUCAUUGGGGAGGCUCCUAUGAGCUUCAAAGAGACAAUAAGAAUCUUAAAUUACGAAGUUUUUCAUCUAGAGGUUAAACUUGAAGUCUAGGCCAACUCGAUGAGGUUUCCACAUGCACGUAUUAUUAUAUGGACCAUUUUUCCCAAUUGAAUUCCAUAUUGUUUGUAUUCUUAGGAUUAUUGUAUCCCUUGGAAAGGGUCAAAACUUAAUUCUUUAUUAGACCAUGGUUGAUUUGGUCUGCUUUUUUUUUUAGUGUAUAUCAAGUUUCCUUUCCUCUA